Molecule: messenger RNA, 3882 nt
Organism: Monoraphidium neglectum
Lineage: Eukaryota; Viridiplantae; Chlorophyta; Chlorophyceae; Sphaeropleales; Selenastraceae
Exons: 18
Biological process (GO): transmembrane transport
Cellular component (GO): membrane
Molecular function (GO): ATP hydrolysis activity; ATP binding; ABC-type transporter activity
Source: RefSeq, a predicted model, not a curated record
AUGGCACGCCAUCACGAGCACCCGCCCGCUUACGGCGGCCGCUGCUCAUGGCUAUUCGGCUGGGUCUCGCCGAUGGUCGCCACCGGCUAUUCGCGGCAGCUGCAGGACUCGGACUUGCCGCCGCCCCCGCCGGGCGCGUCGCCCGCGGAGUGCGGGGACGCGCUGUGGCGUCAAUGGGUCAAGGAACUCUCCCACGCCGCGCCAGACGCGCCGCGCUUCGGCGCCGCCCCCGCGCCGCGCCCCCGGCGCCGCCCCUCCCUCCUCCGCGCCCUCGCGGCCGCCUACGGCUCCGCCUAUUUUCCGCUGGCCCUCCUCAAAGCCCUAAACGAUGGCCUCAUGCUGCUCAUGCCGCUGCUGCUGAAGCAGCUAGUGCAGCAGAUCGACUCCGCGGCGCCCCCCAGCGACCCGCCACCGAGCCCCCCCACGGGCGCGGCCGCGGCUGCGGCUGCUGUGUUUUUGGGGCCGAACGCAGGCUAUGUUUGGGCGGGGCUGCUAGGGCUGGCGGCGGCGGCCAAGGCGGUGCUGGGGGCGCAUUAUGAAUACCGGAUGAAUGUCGUUUCGAACAGGCUGCGUGCGGGCCUGAUGGCCUGCCUGCACACCCAGGCCCUCCUCACCCGCGCCGCCGACGCCGCCGGCGGCGCCGACGCGGCGACGCUGAUGGGCGUGGACGCGGGGCGCGUGGUCAACCUGGUGCCCAGCUUCCAGGAGCUUUGGAGCCUACCCAUACAGCUGGCGGUGGCGAUGUGGCUGCUGUACACGCAGGUCCGCUUCGCGUUCGUGGCGGGCGUGGCGCUGUGCGUGGCGAUGCUGCCCGUGAACCGAGCGCUGGCGGGGCGCAUCCAGGCGGCAAGCCUGAGCAUGAUGGGCCAUAAGGACGCGCGCGUGCGGCUGAUGGGGGAGAUGCUCCACGGCAUCCGCGUCGUCAAAGUGAUGUCACUGGAGCCCGCCUUUGUGGCGCGCAUCGGCGGCGCGCGGGAGCUGGAGCUGCAGCAGCUGGCGGUGCGGAAGUAUCUGGACGCCCUGUGCGUCUACUUCUGGGCCGCCACCCAGCUGCUCUUCUCCGCCCUCACGUUUGGCCUGAUGGCCCUCCUGGGGCAGCCCCUCAAGCCCAGCGUCGUUUUCACGAGCCUGGCACUCUUUAAUAUGCUCAUCGCCCCCCUCAAGUGCGUCCGCGCCGCGUCGUGCAGCACCGCGCCGCGCCGCGCCGCGCCGCGCGUCGCGAUUCCGUGGGUCAUCAACGGCGUGGUCGAGGCCUUCGUGUCCGUGCGCCGUCUGCAGGCGUUCCUCACGCUCCCGCAGCGCUCGGCCUCAUGGACGUCCCUCCCCGCCCCCGGCGCCGCGCACGGCCGCGGCGCCGCCGCGGCCGCGAGGCCGCCGCCUGGGCUGCCCGCCGGGCCGGCUGGGGCGGCGGCGGCGGCGACGGCUGCGCUCGAGGAUCCGGGGCGCGAGGAGGAGCGGCACGUGUUGCAGCGGGAGGGCGCCGUCGCCGUUUUCGAGAAGGCCUCCUUCGCCUGGAGCCACAACCAGCGCCCCGUGCUGAGCGACCUGACUCUUGCUCUUCCGGCGGGCCGCCUCACAGUGGUGGUGGGCCAGGUCGGCUCAGGCAAGAGCUCUCUCCUGGCCGCCCUCCUGGGGGAGGUGGAGCUGUGGUCGGGCCGCGCCCUCGUCGACAGGGCCGCCUUCAAGGGGCGCGGGGGCGCCGGCUACGUGGGGCAGGCGCCGUGGGUGGUGGGGGGCACCAUCCGCGACAACGUGUUGCUGGGGGAGCCGUACGAGCCCGGGUGGAUGCGGGAGGUGCUGCACGCAACAGCCCUCGACACAGACCUCGCUGCGCUGCCGGCCGGCGAUCUCACGCGUAUCGGGGACCGCGGCAGCACUCUGUCCGGCGGACAGCGGCAGAGGCUGGCCCUGGCGCGCGCGCUGUACCGCCGCUGCUCAGUUUACCUAUUGGAUGACGUCCUGUCAGCCGUGGACAACCACUGCGCCCAAUGGCUCAUACGCCACGUGCUACUCGGCGGCCUGAUCACCUCAGGGCGCCCGGACGGCGGCGGCGGCGGCGGGGGCGGGGGCGGGGAUGACCCGACGGUGGUGCUGGUGACAAAGUCUGCUGUGUGUAUCCAGGCCGCGGAGCAGGUGCUGGCACUGGAAAACGGCCGGCUCGCCUUCGCCGGGGACCCUCGUGACUACGCGCAAUGGAAGGGCGAGAGGACGCCGCCACCGGGCGCUGCGGCGGCAAACGGCGCCGAAAACGCGAGCGGCAGCGGCAGCGCGGGCGGCGCGGGCGAGGCGGCGACAGACGCGCGCGGCCUCGCCGCCGCCCUGGCCGGCGCCAUCGGAGAUGCGGCCACAGACACACCGGCGCCGGGCUGCAGCGCUGACGCGGAGGCCGUCACUUUGGACGACAACCUUGGACGCGCGCCGUCGUCCGCCGCCGACGAGGACGUGGAUCCGAGGGAGCUGCGGCGUGCCUCGGACGGCGAGGUGAUCUGGCAGCCGCAUGCCAGCGAGGCGCCGCAGCUCGAGUCUAUCCAGGAGGCGGGGGAGGGCGACGGCGACGGCGAUGACGCGGCGGCGGCCGAUGCAGCGGCAUCCGCGUUCGCGCCUGCCACCGGCGGCGCCGGCCAGCCGCUCGACGCGGCCGUGGCCGUGGUUUCAGCCAACGACGGGAGCAAGGCGGCAGCAGAGGGGGCUGUCGACGGAGGCGACGCAGAGGAGAAGGGGGACGGGGAGGGGCGCGAGGGCGAGGAGGAGGAGGAGGAGGAGGAGAGGGCUGCUGGCGCCGUGAAGUGGCCGGUUUACCGGGCUUACCUGGGUGCGGUGGGGUGGCCCAUGGUGGCGGCGGUCGUGCUCAGCCUGGGACUGAUGCAGGUGGGGGCGGCGCAGGGCGCUGGCGCGCGCGCGGCGCCGCAGGGUUGGGCGUCGAAAAAUGGCACCGACCUCUUCGUGGCGCACUGGAUUUCACGCGCCAACGCUGACGCGGGCGUGGCUGGGGGCGGCAGCCCCCUCCGCUUCCUGCCCUGGGGCCCGGUUGCAGCGGAACCCGGCCUGCGGGCUGCUCUUUGGAGCCCCACAGCGCCGGCUGUGGCGCCGCUUUGGCCACUCUGGAUUGAGAGCAUCGGCAGCGGCGCUUCGACUGCACUGUCGCUGGCAGACGUGCGCCGGCGUCUGCUCGGCCCCGGCCCCGGGCACGCCGCUGCCUCUGCACACGCCGACCUCUCCGAUGGCAUCAUCAUGACGUCGCACGUCCGCGACCUCCUCCCCCCCUUGGACGACUGGGCCCGCGGGUUCCUCACCGGCCUCGCCGUCCUGGCGGGCGCCAACACGCUGUUCACCCUCGCGCGCGCGUUUGCGUUUGCGGUCGCCGGCAUGGCGGCCGCGCGGCGCACGCACGACGGGCUGCUGCGCGCCGUGAUGCUGGCGCCGGCGGCGUUCUUUGACCGCCACUCGGUCGGACGGAUACUCAACAGGUUUUCGUCUGACGUGAGCACCGUGGAUGACUCCCUGCCCUUCAUACUCAACAUCCUGCUGGCCAACGCCGCCUCCCUCGCCGGCCUGCUGGCGGUGCUGGCGUACACGCAGCCGGCGCUGCUGCUGGCUAUGGCACCGCUCGCGCUGCUCUACAGGCGCCUGCAGCGCUACUACCGCGCCACCAGCCGCGAGCUGCGUCGCCUGGAGGCCGCCGCGCGGUCGCCGCUGUACGGGGCCCUGGGGGACGCCACCCACGGCGCCAUCAACAUCCGCGCCUUCCGCGCCCAGGCCGCUUUCGCCAGGGCGUUCACAGCCCUGAUGGACCCAUACCAGCGCGCCACCCUCGCUGGCGCCGCCGCCUCAUCAUGGCUGUCCCUGCGCCUCCAGCUCCUCGCCGCCGCCCUCGUCGCCGCC